UCAAGCAACUUCUUAUCAUGACCUUCCAAGAUGCUGUUCUUGGUGAAAACGGCGUCGUCUUUGAGCUUAUGGUAGCAUCCACUCAACAGUGGUUUGCCUUCUUGAGAAGGCUAAUGAAAAUUACCUGUUUGGAGUCAACAGCCUAAAGCAAAGUCAAGCCAAGAAAUUUGAUUUGUGAUAGGAAAGCAUGGAAGACUCGACGGAGAUGUGGCCGGUGGGACUCAGAUUCAAGCCGAGGGAGGACGAACUCGUCGAUCAUCACUUGCGAAGAAAGCUGAGAGGAGAAACGGAAACUAUCUGCGUAAUACCGGAGCUAUGUAUCUACAAGUGGGAGCCUCGGGAUCUAUUUGCCAGAUACAAUGCCCUGUCAAGGAUACCGUCGGAUGGACACGAGUGUUUUUUCUUCUGCCCCCGGGAUAAUAAGAUCCCGAAUAGCCUUCGUUCGAGCAGGAAGACGGAGUUCGGAUUUUGGAAAGUUACAAGUAAGAUACAUGUUGUACGAGCACCGGGUACUGGUAAGGAGAUAGGGUUCAAAAGGAUCUUGGUUUACUACGAAGGUCGACAAGGAAACGCCCGCAGGACUGACUUUGUCUUGCACGAAUAUCACCUAAAUUCGAAUGUUUCGAAUAGUAAAAUUCCCCGCCCGAUGGAAUUUGUCCUCUGUCACAUAACAAACAGGAAAUGUGAGAAAGCAGGAUCGGGGUCAGCAAUUACGAGUACUAGGGCCAAUCUAAACAGUCCUAGUAUUCUUAAUAAUUCGGAAUAUGAAGGAGCACAAGAAAUUAGCGCACAGGCAUCUCCAGCAGUGACGGUUGAACCCGAAAGUUCGAACCAUACUACGUUGGAUUAUGAUUUACCAGAUGGCAAUGUGUCUGUUCCUCGGCAGCCCGACACGCUCGGAAUGGAAAGCUCGCUGUGCGGUGAUAAUUGGCUUGUUGACAGAACUAAUGAUGAACAUGAUGCGCUGCGCUCUCCAAGCGAUGAUGUUAUUUAUCUCUCUGAGAUCUGGAGCUUCAACUAGCACGGACUGGCGUGCCUUAUCAUCAUAUGUGUACAGAACGGCAUGGCCACUUGCUGGCCUUAUUGCAAGUCAUACUAUGGGAGGCGAUUAUGGGGUAGAUAUUAGUUUUUACUAUGGAUUACCAGUGUUUUGCUACUCUAUAAAAGUUUCCGUGUUUAUUUA
Molecule: messenger RNA, 1183 nt
Organism: Syzygium oleosum
Lineage: Eukaryota; Viridiplantae; Streptophyta; Magnoliopsida; Myrtales; Myrtaceae
Product: protein NTM1-like 9
Exons: 5
Coding region: 188-1021 (277 amino acids)
Biological process (GO): regulation of DNA-templated transcription
Molecular function (GO): DNA binding
Source: RefSeq, a predicted model, not a curated record